GCGGGCGUCGGGACUCGGAGCAUUGCCGAAGGAGCGGUGAACUCUGCCUGCCUGCCUGCCUUGCUAUAUCCAGCACUCCGCGCACCCCAUAACCGAGCAGACACCACAAUGGCAUCCCCACGAGUCGGCGGCCUGUCGCAGGAAUUGAAGCCCGCCGAUGCCCAGGUGCAGGAAGUCUGCGAGAAGGUCCGCUCCGAUGUGGAGAACAAGCUCGGCCAGAACUUCGAGGAGUUCACGCCCGUCAGCUACAGGACUCAGCUCGUGAACGGCACGAACUACUUCGUGAAGGUCCGCGUAGGCUCCGACCAGUACGUCCACGUCCGGGCCCACAAGAGCUUCCAGGGCGAUGUCACCUUCGCCGCCGUCCAGGAGAACAAGUCGCUCGAAGACGAAGUGGAGCACUUUGCCUGAGCGACUACAUGCGUACUCUUCCAAGGAAACGCAACACCGACUGUGCUCACGACGUCAGUCCCGGAGCCACGGUCUCAACGUUUUAGCAUGCGCUGAAUCGGUCCCUUAAUUGUGACGCGGUAUAAUGAAAGCAGCCAUGGCGGCGAAAUUAAAAUCACCGCUAUAGGCUCAGAUAUUUCGUCUGUAAACAAGUAUGCUAGUCACUUAGCAGCGCGGUCUGCUUACUGUUACGAGAACGGUUAUCCAACGAUAUUAUAUAUAUAUGAAGAAAAAGACUGUGGACACGUGUGAAUAAAAUAUUGCCUUAAAAACAA
Dermacentor albipictus is the source of this 725-nucleotide messenger RNA. RefSeq names its product cystatin-B-like. Gene Ontology annotation, cellular component: cytosol. NCBI's taxonomy places the organism in Eukaryota, Metazoa, Arthropoda, Arachnida, Ixodida, Ixodidae. The record is from RefSeq and is a predicted model, not a curated record. Gene Ontology annotation, molecular function: cysteine-type endopeptidase inhibitor activity.